Molecule: messenger RNA, 1904 nt
Organism: Schizophyllum commune H4-8
Lineage: Eukaryota; Fungi; Basidiomycota; Agaricomycetes; Agaricales; Schizophyllaceae
Exons: 4
Coding region: 345-1820 (491 amino acids)
Molecular function (GO): protein binding
Source: RefSeq, a predicted model, not a curated record
AUGACCCAAGCAGACAGUGGGUGGUUCGACUUCGUGUACGUGACCUGAUGUGCACGCAUGGAAGACCUUCGCCGUGGCGUGCAGCGAGCGACAAUUCUGGCGCGAGAAAUCGCUACCUGAGGUACCUCAUUCGUCGACCACAGCGAUCAAUGACUGCAUCCAGUCAAGCCGACCCGAAUGCUAAGCAGGAUGUACUCGCCAAUGACCAAGUUCUUGUCACCUUCGCUCUUCUGUAGGAAUGCUUCUUGUGCGACAGUCACCACCACGCUUUAGUCGCGUGUCGGCGCGCUGUUUAGACGGCGCUUAUCUGCAUCCGCCCUUUCCUUCCAACGCCCAUCACCUUCAUGGAUCGCUCGCCCUCUGUUCGGUCCUUCUCCAGCGCUGACAGCAUGUCGAUGCCAGCUGCAUCUAUACCGGGAUCGCCGAUUAUCUCUUCUACGCAUGCAAUUACGCACGAGGAUGAGCCUCGUGUCGUAGCGGCAGAGCAUGAUGGAUCCGAUGCGCCUGAGCAUGUCGGACCAGAUGCAGCCGGGCCUCCGCAGACUCAUCGCUUCUACCUCAAGGACGGGAACAUCAAGUUCAAGCUGGACGACGGAACGUUGUACAACGUCCACCGCUACUUUUUCGAGACGUACGCGCCGAAUUUCUCAUACGAGUACCUACACAAUGAGGGGCUCGCGCCCAUCAAGCUCCCCGGCGUGUCCAGCGUCGACUUCCAGCGAUUCUUGACCAUCAUCUACCCGACAAAGCUCGGCAAAUGCGACAUAAAGACUGUCGACGAGUGGACCUCUGUCCUUCGCCUUGCUACUAAGUGGUCUAUCGAAAGCCUGCGCAACCUCGCCGUGGAAGAGAUCGUGCCUCAGGCCUCUCCUUUCGACAAAGUCUCCGUCGCUCGCGAGUUCGAGCUGGGAUGGGACUGGAUUGUCCCUGCGUUCGUGGAUAUCUGCAGCAGACCGGCGUCCCUUACUCGUGCAGAGGCGGAGCAGUUGGGCUUGCCCACGGUGGUCGAGAUCAGCAGGAUUAGGGAGGAUGUGAAAGCAUCCGGCACGACCCAACCUGUGCUCGCUGCCGUCCGCACGAGUGAGGUCCUUAUGCCUCACGGGCUACACGAUGCGCAGCAGGCUGCUCACAUACAGGAUCAGGCGACCCUUUCGGGUUUCGUCGACGCCGACCCGGCGGCGGACGCAUCCAGCACGUCUGACGCUGAAGUGUCCCCAUCCCGCGUGCCUGCCUCGUCCGAAGCCUCUCUCGAUGAUUCCCUCCAGCAAUGCACUCUGGCCGAUAUCAACAAGCGGCUGGCUCACCUGACGCUCCAAGGCGCCGAAAUCGCUGAACAAGCCAGACACACCGAUACACCUCUCAAUCGUGCCCUAUUCGCCCUCAACCUGGUUCGUCGCAUGUCUAAGGAGACAUCAGUGGCCGCACAGCGACACCGUGCGUGGCGCCAGGAACGCGUGGACAGCAUCCUCAGCGAGCUGGGCAGCGAGGGAUGUCUGCCUAGUACUAACGCCGACGAGAUAUCAGGCGCGUGCGGGUUAUACGACCUGGGACACAUACGUGGGCGUCUCUCAAAGCUUCUCUGCGUGCGGCUCCGCGAAGGCGAGGUCGAGGAUGAAGACGAACUCAGUUGCCCACGGCACGACACGGAUUUCCUGAUCGUUCGCUUGGGUGCGGCGGAACACGCUGACAAGCGAGAGGAUUUGAAGUAUGCCCUCCAAAUCUAUGGCUGGAAGGUCGAGGACGUAGAUGACUAUGAUCUGCAGGUGUCAGUUCCUGAUAAGGCCUGCAACGACGAAGACGUGCCCAAGUAUACGCAAUAGGAUUGCUAGACUUCCCAGUACUCGAAUGUAGCUCAGAUAAAUCAGUCUACCCGUUCGCACAUCGUAUGAGACUUGAGACGGUAC